UUGGACACGCCCACGGAUGACAGCCUCGAGCUCGGUCUUGUGAUAGCGGUUAGCGUCGUUGUCCAGCUGACUGUCUGCUUAAUUCGUCAAUUCGCGAAUGAAGACUUUAGUUGGAUAAAUGAAAAGUUGCCAAACAACUACACCCUACACUUGGCACGAUGCUGUCCCGUCUACUGAAGGAGCACCAGGCGAAGCAAACUGAGCGGAAGGAGCUACAGGAGAGACGCAGGCGUGAAGCUAUUGCAGCAGCUACAUGUCUGACAGAAGCUCUGGUAGACCACCUUAACGUCGGAGUUGCUCAGGCAUAUGUAAACCAGCGUAAGCUCGACCACGAGGUGAAAACUCUACAAGUGCAGGCGAGCCAGUUCUCCAAACAAACCGCUCAGUGGAUCACUAUGGUGGAGGGAUUUAAUCAGGCUCUGAAGGAAAUUGGCGAUGUGGAAAAUUGGGCCCGCAGCAUUGAGAUGGACAUGAGGACUAUUGCCACAGCUCUGGAGUAUGUUCACAAGGGACAGCUUCAAUCUUCGUCUACCUAAACAUCACUGGAAGAGUUGAAAUUAAAAACACUGCAUCAGUAAUUUUGAUCACCUCUAUGUCCCCUGAGUGGGCUAAUGAUGCUAACUUUGUUUUAGAGAAAUGUUGAUGGUGUGUAGCAUUUGACAACCGCCUGAAUAAAUACUUAAGUCCUCGUGUAACCAACAAUAUUAAGCAGACAUUUGUAUAAAGAUAAAUCCUGUGGAUAAAAUGAAAAAGGCUUAACAUCUAUUGAGUUGUGACUGCAAUUCAUAAAUCAAAACAUUAUUUAAUGGUUUGGACUUUUACAUUUUUUUAGCUGCAGACAAAUUGCUACUUGUCUACUGUCUGUAGAACCUUCUGAAGUUGUCUUUUGGGAGGACUUUGUUUAAGCCCCUGCUACUGAAAUUGUAUAUGUAUAUUUAUAUAAACAUAUGUUUCUUUACA
Molecule: messenger RNA, 960 nt
Organism: Betta splendens (Siamese fighting fish)
Lineage: Eukaryota; Metazoa; Chordata; Actinopteri; Anabantiformes; Osphronemidae
Gene: bloc1s1
Product: biogenesis of lysosomal organelles complex-1, subunit 1
Exons: 4
Coding region: 159-536 (125 amino acids)
Biological process (GO): endosomal transport
Cellular component (GO): BLOC-1 complex
Source: RefSeq, a predicted model, not a curated record